This is a messenger RNA of Zonotrichia leucophrys gambelii, 1230 nucleotides long. RefSeq names its product protein phosphatase 2C like domain containing 1 (gene PP2D1). NCBI's taxonomy places the organism in Eukaryota, Metazoa, Chordata, Aves, Passeriformes, Passerellidae. The record is from RefSeq and is a predicted model, not a curated record.
AUGAGGACUGCAAUUAAGGAUAACAAAAAUUCAAGCUCUAUUAACAAGUUAAGGUUUGAAGUUCAUCAGAGUCAGGUCUCUCAAGAGCACAGCACUUCCAAUGUGAGAGAAAAACUUCAGAAUGGUGGAAACAUCAGCACUAAUAAACCAGUUGUAGAGGGAUACCUGAGAACUACAAGGGCUCUUGGACAUCACAGAGCUCCAGUAAAAAGAACAUGUGUUAUAUCUGUACUUCAUACUGCAUCUGUCCCUAUCAAUGUUACUUGCCAGUUUCUUAUUUUGACUUCUAAUGGGCUUUGAGGGGUUCUGGAUUACCUAAAGUACUUGCACCAACUCUUAACAUCCACUCAUUACUUGAGAAUGCAUGAAUGCUGUUCAACAAAAGAGGACACCGUGUCUCAGUAUCUAGUAUCCCUCACUGGAGACAACUUAACUGACUCAAAAACUAUUAAUCAUCUGCAAGAUAGAAUACAGCUAUUUUAUUCCAACCAAAGUAUUUUUCAGUGUGACUCAAAAGGCAACCUGAAACAAAAUCAGUGAAAAUGUUCCAGGAAGAAUUAUAGGCAUAGCAAAAAUUGAAUUCUUAAUAAGGAAACCAACGACCACAAAAAUCAACCUAAUCCAGGACUGUCUCUUUUUAGUAACAAUGAAGUAAAUUCAAAGAACAGAGAUACACUGUUCCAAUUCUAAACACAAGGUGACUCUGAAGAACUCAGUUUGAUGACAGAAAAUUUUAUCCAAGUUUUCAUCCACAGUGAGACUUCAGAACAAGAAGAAACCAACACUUUCUGUGCAAUAGGUCCAAGUCACAGCUAUAAACAGCUGCAAGAGAAUGUGCUGGCAUCAAGGUCUAAAGCAACGAAAAUGCCCUCAAAAUAGACAAAACCAUGCCAUAAUUCUGACUCAAAUACACAGCUGGCAGAAAAAAAUGGACUCCAAUUAAUUUGGUGACAAACUGCAGGUGAUGUUGGUCAAGAACUGCAAAAGACUGCAUCACCACUGGGUUCUAAACCACCACCACAGUUUGAAAAAGACACAAAAAUGUACCAAAUCAAUUGCAAAUCACAAGCUGGAGGAGACAGAGUCAGCUCAGAGACACUGCAAUGCAACAAGUCACCUUGUGAACAACUGGCAAAGACUGCAUUAGCUGCAGGUUCAAGAGACAAUAUUACUAUUUUGAUCAUACUUCUAAAUGGAUGCGAUAAGAUACCCAAUUACCUCAACAUUUAA